Molecule: messenger RNA, 1823 nt
Organism: Drosophila eugracilis
Lineage: Eukaryota; Metazoa; Arthropoda; Insecta; Diptera; Drosophilidae
Gene: Caf1-55
Product: chromatin assembly factor 1 p55 subunit
Exons: 3
Coding region: 311-1603 (430 amino acids)
Biological process (GO): regulation of gene expression
Cellular component (GO): nucleus; NuRD complex; ESC/E(Z) complex
Molecular function (GO): histone binding
Source: RefSeq, a predicted model, not a curated record
AGUUCUGUUGGCAAUCGUUUAAAGUGCACCUCUAUCAGCGACGCGCUUGCAAAAAAGGAGAAAAUUAGCCAUUUCCCAUUUUGCUCUGACGUUACGCCGUUAUAAGUGCAAGUAUCCAGUAAAAUCUAUAUUCAAUUCUUGGGUUUUUCGGCAUCCGGUAAAAUAUUCUUUGCGGGUCUUAAAACACGUAGCUGUUUUCCUAAGUUUCAGUGCACACGUUUUGCCGCUUCGGCUUUUGUUUUGGCGCCCGAUUUUUUCGGCUGCCGACUUUUGACGCAGACUGAGAAAUUGCGUGCCAAGAAGCCUCGAAAUGGUGGAUCGCAGCGAUAAUGCAGCGGAAUCCUUUGAUGAUGCCGUCGAGGAGCGUGUGAUCAACGAGGAGUACAAGAUCUGGAAAAAGAACACGCCGUUCCUGUACGACCUGGUCAUGACGCAUGCCCUCGAAUGGCCCUCGCUUACUGCCCAGUGGCUGCCCGAUGUGACCAAGCAGGACGGCAAGGACUACUCGGUGCACCGCCUUAUACUUGGCACACAUACAUCUGACGAGCAAAACCACUUACUUAUCGCAAGUGUCCAGCUGCCAAGCGAAGAUGCCCAGUUCGAUGGAUCGCACUACGACAAUGAGAAGGGCGAGUUUGGCGGUUUCGGUUCGGUUUGUGGCAAGAUUGAGAUCGAGAUUAAAAUCAACCACGAAGGCGAGGUCAACCGGGCUCGCUACAUGCCCCAGAACGCCUGCGUAAUCGCUACCAAGACGCCGUCGAGCGAUGUCCUGGUCUUCGAUUACACAAAGCAUCCCAGCAAGCCGGAGCCCUCUGGCGAGUGUCAGCCCGACCUGCGGUUGCGCGGUCACCAAAAGGAGGGUUAUGGCCUCUCGUGGAAUCCCAACCUCAAUGGCUACUUGCUAUCGGCCUCUGAUGAUCACACCAUUUGCUUGUGGGACAUCAAUGCCACGCCCAAGGAGCACCGGGUAAUUGAUGCGAAAAACAUCUUCACCGGACACACCGCAGUUGUUGAGGACGUUGCAUGGCAUCUGCUCCACGAGUCUUUGUUCGGCUCAGUAGCUGACGAUCAGAAGCUGAUGAUCUGGGAUACUCGCAACAAUAACACCUCAAAACCCUCACAUACGGUAGAUGCUCACACGGCCGAGGUUAAUUGUUUAAGCUUCAAUCCCUACUCUGAGUUUAUUCUGGCCACCGGCUCCGCCGACAAGACUGUGGCUCUGUGGGAUCUGCGCAACCUGAAGCUGAAACUACAUUCCUUUGAAUCGCACAAGGAUGAGAUCUUCCAGGUGCAGUGGUCGCCGCACAACGAAACCAUUCUUGCCUCUUCUGGCACCGACCGGCGCCUGCACGUCUGGGAUUUGUCGAAGAUCGGUGAAGAACAGAGCUCGGAGGAUGCUGAAGAUGGACCGCCUGAGCUUCUCUUUAUUCACGGCGGCCACACUGCCAAGAUCAGCGAUUUCUCAUGGAAUCCCAAUGAGCCCUGGAUCAUCUGCUCCGUGUCCGAGGACAAUAUUAUGCAGGUGUGGCAAAUGGCAGAAAAUGUGUACAACGACGAGGAGCCAGAGAUUCCCGUCUCCGAGUUGGAAACUAACACCGCUUAAAGCAUCUGUUCCGCCACCCUUUACACACCCUAAAUUGCAACUGCAACUAAUAUGGAUUAUGUUUUGGCCGUGCCCUAUGUUCAGCUAUCCAGCUUACAUGGCAUUGGGUACUAAUUUUAAUUUAUAUAUAUUUACAUAUUUUUAAAACUAAUUAAGCUCUCAUUUGUCAGCAGAACGUACGAUCUACGAAUCUUUAAUUAAAAACGAUUUGAAAGACCAA